CGGAAGAGAAUGUAGAAGUCUGGGGUCACCAUGGGAAGUAAAAUGGCGGUGGCCAGCAGGGUCGUUCAGACUGUGAAGCCCCAUGUAUCUACAAUUAGGUUUCCUGAUAGGAAGAACGGUCCUAAGCCUAAUGUACAAGAAGUCUUAAAAUCCAUGAUCUUUCCGUUCACUACACCCCCGAUAACUGCACAUCAAACAGCCAGCGAUAACCCUCCAGGAAAUCAAAACAUAUUGUCCAUCCGUAAGGCACAAGGGAGCUCACUUCCACAGAAAUACAGAGGAAAAUCCAUGUCUAAUAAGGAAAUGGAAUAUAUCCAACGUGGAGGUCCUGAAUGACGCUUUAAGUCGGUGCUGAAUACCACCAGUAUACCACUAUGGUGUUACAACGUUCUUGUAUUUGUUUAAUGAUGCACACAGAAUUGUAAACUAGUAACUUUAAUAAAAAGAUUCUUCUAAUUCCUUGUGCCAGUGAGGCGCUUUCAAAA
Bombina bombina (fire-bellied toad) is the source of this 485-nucleotide messenger RNA. RefSeq names its product alpha-ketoglutarate dehydrogenase component 4-like. Bases 31 to 336 code for a protein of 101 amino acids. The transcript has a single exon. The record is from RefSeq and is a predicted model, not a curated record. Lineage: Eukaryota; Metazoa; Chordata; Amphibia; Anura; Bombinatoridae. Gene Ontology annotation, biological process: 2-oxoglutarate metabolic process.